AUGUCCAACUACACCUGGUACGUUUUCGUGGACGACCUGUCGUUGUGGUUACAAACCAACCUCAAGGACGGUCACCAACCGGAUUGGAAUGAAUUCUUGAAUGUGGUUCGCCCCGCAAAGGCGCUCCUUUCAGACAGAGCACACAAUGCUGUCGAGAAGUUCGGCGAGGUUGCGCUCUCUGUCCAAGAUCAUUGGAACUUUGUCAACGAUGAGAAUCGCAUGACGCCUCGCGGUAUCGCUGCCUUUGUCCAAUCAACGCUCUACGGCGGGUUUACCCCCGCUGGAAGCAUUUUUGCGACCAUGACCACUAUCGGAACGCUAGGGCGUGAAUCUCCAUUGGCAAUUGCUGGCGCAACUGCCGUUGCGUCCGCGAUCGCUGGGGGGAUGUACUUGGCCACCAACUAG
This is a messenger RNA of Rhizoctonia solani, 405 nucleotides long. RefSeq lists its product as uncharacterized. The coding region runs from base 1 to 405 and encodes 134 amino acids. Lineage: Eukaryota; Fungi; Basidiomycota; Agaricomycetes; Cantharellales; Ceratobasidiaceae. The record is from RefSeq and is a predicted model, not a curated record. The transcript is spliced from 4 exons.